Molecule: messenger RNA, 2055 nt
Organism: Camellia sinensis
Lineage: Eukaryota; Viridiplantae; Streptophyta; Magnoliopsida; Ericales; Theaceae
Gene: ATO
Product: splicing factor-like protein
Biological process (GO): mRNA splicing, via spliceosome
Cellular component (GO): nucleus; spliceosomal complex
Molecular function (GO): zinc ion binding; RNA binding
Source: RefSeq, a predicted model, not a curated record
CUUCCCGAAAGAGAAAGGUGCAAGAGAAGAGAGAGAAAAACCCUAAUUCGGUUUUUGAAGGGACAACGGAGAGAGAGAGAGAGAGAGAAAGUUGGUGAAGAUGUCGUCGACUCUACUGGAAGUGACUCGGGCGGGUCAUGAGGAAGUCGAGCGGCUCGAGCGACUCAUCGUGAAGGAUCUCCAGAACGAACCGGCCUCAAGCAAGGACCGCCUCUUCCAGAACCACCGUGUCCGCAACAUGAUCGACGAAAUCACUUCCACCACUCUCAAAUUGGUCGAGAUAUAUGAAGAUAAAGAUAGUGCGAGGAAGGAUGAGAUUGCUGCUCUUGGAGGCCAGACUGCCACUGGAACAAACGUGUUUAGCGCAUUUUAUGACAGAUUGAAAGAGAUUCGUGAGUACCAUAGACGUCAUCCUGCUGCACGUGUUGUCGACGUUAAUGAAGAGUACGAGGAGCUACUGAAGGAGGAACCGCGGAUUGAGUUCACUGGGGAGGAAGCCCUUGGAAGGUAUCUAGACUUGCAUGAAUUGUACAACGAGUACAUUAACUCUAAAUUUGCGGAGCCCAUUGAAUACUCUGCUUACCUCGAUGUUUUUUCUCAACCGCAUAAGAUACCUCGCAAACUGAAAUUGACCAGGAAGUACAGGGAGUAUUUGGAAAAACUACAGGAGUAUCUGAUAUAUUUCUUUGAUAGGACAGAGCCUUUGCAAGAUCUUGAUAGAAUAUUCUCAAAGGUAAUUACUGAAUUUGAGGAGCAAUGGGCUAUUGGCCAGAUACAAGGAUGGGAGAAUGAGGCUCAAGAAAAUGGGCAUGUUUCAGCUCAACCUGCUGGAAUCGAUCUUGAUUAUUACAGUACAGUUGAAGAGUUGAUGGAAGUGGGACCUGAGAGAUUAAAGGAGGCAUUGGCUGCACUGGGACUUAAGACAGGUGGUACUAUUCAGCAACGUGCAGAGAGGCUUUUCCUUACAAAGCAUACACCUCUUGAACAGCUGGACAGAAAACAUUUUGCCAAGGGCUCUCGUGUAUCCGAACAAAAUGCAAACACUGCAGCUCCUCAACAGGCUGAGAGUUCAAAAGAAAUUGCCCUUAUGGAAGCCAAGAUGAAAAAACUCUGCGAUCUGUUGCAGGAGACAAUUGUGCGGACAAAAGAAAAUGUUGAGAAGAAACAGGCUUUAACGUAUGAGGAAAUGGAAGCAGAGCGUGAGGAGGAAGAGGUACAAGCUGACACUGAAAGUGAUGAUGACGAGCAGCAGAUUUAUAAUCCCCUGAAGUUGCCAAUGGGUUGGGACGGGAAGCCUAUACCUUACUGGUUAUAUAAGCUUCAUGGUCUUGGUCAGGAAUUCAAAUGUGAGAUAUGCGGGAAUCACAGUUACUGGGGCCGCAGGGCUUAUGAGCGACACUUCAAGGAAUGGCGACAUCAGCAUGGGAUGCGUUGUCUUGGCAUUCCAAAUACCAAGAACUUCAACGAAAUCACAUCAAUUGAGGAGGCAAAGCAACUCUGGGAGAGAAUACAAGAACGACAGGGAGUGAACAAGUGGCGCCCGGACCUUGAAGAAGAAUAUGAAGACAAAGAGGGCAACAUUUACAAUAAGAAGACAUAUACUGAUCUGCAGCGCCAGGGAUUGAUUUAAACUAAAGAGUCAUCCAGAUUUUGCUUCCUUACAAACUAUGCUUGUCUACAUUGAAUCAUUAGGAGAGACUUGAUCAGUCAAUUGGAGAUAUUAAGACACUACUUUCAAGAGGAAUAUGAUGGCGGACGACUUUUUGAACUGUGAUCUUGUUAUCUUUUGAAGGAUCUAGGCAAAGGAGAGCAUUGUUAGCGAAGGUCCUUUUGUUUCCAGUUACGAGUUAUAGUACUAAGCGAUGCACCAUUUUUAGCAGUUCAAAUUCAGCAUUUGUAGUUAAUCUGAUCCACAUCUCACUAGUUUGUGUUCCAUAUCAUGGUUUUCCUUGCACAAUGAAUGGCAGUCGCUACAGUAACAAAAUCAACAAGAACUUGAAUUUAUCUAAUAAUAAUGUGUAAACCCAAAGAUUAUUGAGGGAUUCCUAAAAAAAA